Molecule: messenger RNA, 462 nt
Organism: Paramecium tetraurelia
Lineage: Eukaryota; Ciliophora; Oligohymenophorea; Peniculida; Parameciidae
Exons: 1
Source: RefSeq, a predicted model, not a curated record
AUGCACAGACCAAAACCUCAUAUUAGAGUAAUGUAAGAAAAGGAGAUGCUGGAUGGAUACAGCCGACUUUAGUAAAUAGGACCACUCAUAACUAUUCCCAGAACUGUUGAUCGGAUACCGAACAUGAAGAAAGUGUAGAUUUUGGAAGAUAGAUACACUUAAAUUGAGAAGGACAAUAGACUGUUAUUGGAGAAGAUCACCAAUAUUAUGAAUAGCACUAAUAUCAAGUUGGAUAAGCCAAAGAGAAUAAGCAGCUUAAAUACACGAAAGAAAACUGAACAAGAAUAAAUUAGAAGAGAUAAUUUAAUAUUAUUUAAACAUAUUACAACAAAAAAAUCAUCGUAUUCAAAGCAAUAAUAUGACAAGGAGUGGAACUAAACAAAACAAUAUUUUUAUAAUUUAUCGGGUUUGAGACCAUCAACAUAAAAAAAUAAGGGACUUGUCAGAUCUUUUGAAUUUUGA